This is a messenger RNA of Lactuca saligna, 3012 nucleotides long. The record is from the annotation of a GenBank genome assembly. Lineage: Eukaryota; Viridiplantae; Streptophyta; Magnoliopsida; Asterales; Asteraceae.
AUGAUGGAGGCGGAGACAAAUGCAGAUAAAAGAAGUCAAUUAGCUCAAAAGAUGGACCGAUGGAAUAAAGCACUUAUAGAAGUUGCUAAUUUAAAAGGAAAUGAUGUAAGAGGAAGGCUGGAGACAGAGUUUAUUGAAGAAAUUGUGAAGGACAUCCACCGUAGAUUACAUGUACCCUUAAGGAGCGUUCGAUCACAGCUUAUUGGGAUGGAAUAUUAUAUUAACUUCAUCACUUCAUGGUUGAAAGAUGCAUCCUCAUACACAGCAGACAUACUCACUAUUUCGGGUAUGGGUGGGAUCGGGAAGACAUCUUUAGCCAAACAUGUCUAUGGGCUAUAUUCACAUGAAUUCCAAAAAAGCAGUUGUAUUGAAGAUAUUAGUAGGGUAUGUGAUGGAAAGUUUAAUGGGUUGCUUGAUUUACAAGAAAAACUAAGCAGUGACAUUUCAAAAACAAGUUCCGUUAAAGUUCAUGAUGCUUCGGUAUACACCUCAAAGAUAGAGAAUGCAGUAGCACGUAAAAGGGUGUUUCUUGUUCUUGAUGAUAUUAGUACGCUUGAUCAGUUGGAUGCGUUACUUGGAAGCAAAGGUUUUCAUCCAGGAAGCAAAAUCAUUAUAACCACAAAGGACAGGCAUUUGACAAAGAGUUGUGCAAUAUUCAAAACAAACAUUGAACCCAUGCAUAAAGAGCUCGUGCUUCAAGGCUUACUUGAGAUCAAAGCAUGGCAACUUUUGUGUCUCCAUGCAUUCAAAUGCAAUUAUCCCAAGAAAGGUUACCAAGAGGUGUCAUAUAAGCUUGUGAAGUAUUGUCAAGGACAUCCAUUGGCUCUUGAAGUAUUGGGAAAAUCUCUAUAUGAUCGAGAUGUAACUUAUUGGGAAGGGUGCAUAGAAGGGCUAAAGAAAGAAACAUAUUCUCAUGUAAAUAAUGUCUUGAGAAUGAGCUUUAACUCUUUGCCGUCCAAAAAUGAUAAGGAUUUGUUUAAGUAUAUUGCUUGUUUUUUUGUCGGAAUAGAUAGAGAUCUUACUGAAACAAUAUUAAAGGCGUGUAAUAUAAACACAGGAUCUGGAAUCCCAAAUCUCCUCGACCGAUUCCUUCUUACAAUUGGAGGGAAAAACGAGUUGAAGAUGCAUCAGUUGUUUCAAGAGAUGGGAAGGUUUGAAGUACGUCAAGAAUCACUUGAUAAGCCAUGGAAGCGAAGUCUAUUAUGGUGUCAUGAAGAGUCAUUCAGAGUGUUGAAACAAAAAAAGGGAAAGGGAAAUCUUCUAGGUCUUACCCUUGACAUGCGCAUGAUUGAGAAAGAGAGCAAUAUUGAAUCAUUUAUCGGUUGUUAUAAUAAUCAGCUUGAGAAGGGGAAAAAGUUGGAUGGAUCGUGCUUAAAAGAUAAAAGGUUACUUGGGUCAUUGAAGAUUCUAAAUUUAAGUUUUUGUAAAAAACUUCGUAGUCUUGGUGAUUUUGACCAACUUCCUGCACUUGAGAGCUAUUGCAAGAAGCUUGAAAAACAUCCAAGAAACAUAGGCAUGUUGAAGAAUGUUAAAACAAUGUUGCUAGAUGGUUGUAGUCCUUGUGGAUCUCGAAUCGAGAAUAGGGGUAGCGAUUCACUGGAAUUGUGCAAGGCUAACAACAUUGACAUAAAUACAAGAACCUCUUCCUCUGCCUCUGUGGGUGCUAUACCAAGUGAUUUGAAGUUGUUUGCAAUUUAUUUACCGAGGUCUUUAGUAAGUUUGUCACUUGCAAAUAGUAAUUUGUCCACUAAAUCCUUUCCCAUGGACAUGAGUUGCCUAUCAGUGUUAAAGGAAUUAUAUUUAGAUGGCAAUCCUAUAGAUUCCAUGCCCAGUUGUGUGAGAACCCUUCCUAGGCUUGAGAUGCUUAGUAUGCAACACUGUAAAAAAUUGAAGUCAAUUGAGCAUCCUCCACGUACACUAAGCAGGUUGCUCUUUCCUGUCAAUGAGCGUGUUUUACGCAAAGUCGUUUUUGAUCCAGACAUGUCCCCACUAGAUUUGUCAAGAAGUUCGGUGGUUUGUUCAGGUUUGUCAUAUGAAAUUGAAGGCAUUGUGAAAAUCCAACCAAUGGUAGGUGUGGAGGAGAAGGUAUUACGUAGCUUGGGCUGGAGUAAUUUAGACUUCCUUAACGAAAGGCACUUGGGAGCUAAUUCUUGGGAAUCUGAAACCCAGAUGAUUUAUGAAUUUGGAAUAUUCAGCACACAUUGUGAGACAGAGGAGAUGCCGAGUUGGUUUAGGGAUAGAAGCAUGGGGCCAUCAAUAUCAUUUACCAUCCCAUCAUCAUCAUCAUCAUCAUCUCCAAACAAUCUCCUUACAGGACUCAACUUCUGCUUCUCUGCUGACACAUUGAUAAUUCCCGAUGAUUGUGUUCCAUAUACAUAUGAUGCUCAUUUCCCUCUUUCACCAAUGAUGACAAUUAGUAAUAUAACAAAGAACCACAUGUGGAUAUACGAAUAUUAUGUGAACACACAUGUUGUUGAUGGAGGGUGUUGGGUGUUGUUAAGUCAUUGGAUGUUUGGGAUGAAUGAGAUGGAGGCUGGUGACCACAUUAUUGUUAGUGUUACAAUGCCGGAUUAUCAAGUCGUAAAGGAGUGUGGGGUGAGUCUUGUGUAUGAGGAUGAUGGAGAGAAGAAGGAAGAAGAAGAUACAUUGGGUUAUUACAAGUCAUGGAAUCACAUAAUUGGUGGAGAUCUCUCUCCUUUUCAGACAACUACAGGACAAUACAUCCUAGACAACCGACGGUUUUUUGCUGAUGGCAUUGAAUUGUAUCACUAUCAUCAUAAAUUCGUUCCAGACGUCCCCGACUUUCAAGCACAAAAGGAAGAUUGUUGGUUCAGAGCUUUAUCCCCAAGGAAGCCUGACAUAAGUGGUCGUGCACAUAAGAGACAAUGGGUCAAAAUCUUGGAUCAAAUUCUCACCACUCCUGUACUUGAUAUGCAGUUGAGUCCAAUUCAUAGAUUCAUCAUGUUCAGUAGAUGUUCUCGAGCAAAUUCUAUGUUAAUAACAAACUAUUGA